AUCCGGCACUUGGUCUGUCUCGACCUCCAUGUAAAAGCCGCUCAGUCGUUCCAAUCGAGUCGUUCCCCAGUAACAACCUUCGCACGAGCUAUGGCAGAUUCUCUGAAGAACGUAUCGGUCGUUGGAGCCUCGGGAAACCUGGGAAAGGAGGUCGUUCGAGAGCUCCUCGACGCCGGGUUCAAAGUUACCGCGUUCGCCCGCGAGGAGUUGACGGCAACUUUCCCUUCGGAGGUCGCGGUCAAGAAGGUCGAUUAUCAGUCUGUCGAAUCUUUGACCGCCGCGCUUCAGGGACAGGACGCGGUGGUAUCUACGAUCGCGACGGCAGCCGUGGGCGGCCAGAUCCCGCUGGUGGACGCUGCCGUCGCCGCCAAGGUCAAGCGGUUUAUUCCGUCCGAGUUCGGCAUCAACACGAGGAUCGUAGAGGGGACGUCCAUCGGAAAGAUCCUCCAGGGCAAGGUUAAGACUCUCGAUUACAUUAUCGGCAAGUCUCAGGAGAACCCGUGGUUUUCUUGGACUGGCGUCUCCAGCGGAGUCUUCUUCGAUUGGGGACUGAAAUAUGGCACCGUGGGGUUCGACAAAAAUUCAAGGACCGCCGUCAUUUACGACUCCGGCGAGGAACCCGUCCAGGCGUCAAAUCUGGCCUUCAUAGGCAAGGCAGUGGCCGCUAUACUAUCCCAGCCGGAAAAGACGGCUAACCGAUACCUCUCGAUCGCCUCCUUCAACCCGUCCCAAAACCAGAUCCUCAAGAUCGCGGAAGAGGAGACCGGGGAGAAAUGGACGGUAGAGCAAGCUAGCACGGAGGAGCAGGAGAAGAUUGGGGAGGAAAAGCUGGGCAGGGGUGAUUACAGCGCCUUCUCCUACCUUCUGCGCUGGCGGAUCUACGCGGACGGGGCUGGUCUAGCAGUCUUGGGAGACAAGAGCGGGAUUAGCCUGCUCGGGCUGCAAGAGGAAGAUCUAGCAGCGACCGUCAAGGCGUGGCUACGCGGCUGAGUAUACCUAAGGUUACCUAAGUACGGAUCACUUGUAAUUAAGACGCGGGGGGAAAAUUUCCAACAUCAGCUUUUUAUUAUCGUUUGCGUGAAUAUACGACUA
This is a messenger RNA of Daldinia caldariorum, 1092 nucleotides long. RefSeq names its product NAD(P)-binding protein. NCBI's taxonomy places the organism in Eukaryota, Fungi, Ascomycota, Sordariomycetes, Xylariales, Hypoxylaceae. The transcript has 3 exons. The record is from RefSeq and is a predicted model, not a curated record. Gene Ontology annotation, molecular function: oxidoreductase activity. The coding region runs from base 91 to 990 and encodes 299 amino acids.